CAGCCUGGAGUUUGUUACAGACUAUAUCCAAAAAUGAUCCAUGAUGCAAUGCUCCAAUAUCAGUUACCUGAAAUUCUCCGAACACCUUUGCAAGAGCUAUGCCUCCACAUCAAAAGUUUGCAGCUUGGAGCUGUUGGGUCUUUUUUGGCUAAGGCACUUCAGCCACCAGAUCCUCAUGCUGUUCAAAAUGCAAUCGAACUUCUCAAAACCAUUGGAGCUUUAGAUGACAUGGAGGGGCUUACUCCACUUGGUCACCAUCUUUGCACACUACCAUUGGAUCCAAAAAUUGGGAAGAUGCUUCUAAUGGGUUCUUCUAUCUUUCAAUGCCUGAAUCCUGCCUUAACAAUUGCAGCUGCCCUUGCUCAUUGUGACCCUUUUCUCCUACCAAUAAAUAAGAAAGAGGAUGCUGAUGCUGCAAAACGAUCCUUUGCUGGUGAUUCAUUCAGGUAA
Messenger RNA from Prunus dulcis (almond), 450 nucleotides. Its product is annotated as DExH-box ATP-dependent RNA helicase DExH1-like. The transcript is spliced from 2 exons. Gene Ontology annotation, molecular function: RNA binding. Gene Ontology annotation, cellular component: intracellular anatomical structure; nucleus. Lineage: Eukaryota; Viridiplantae; Streptophyta; Magnoliopsida; Rosales; Rosaceae. The coding region runs from base 34 to 450 and encodes 138 amino acids. The record is from RefSeq and is a predicted model, not a curated record.